GUUCUUUUUAAAAGUGGAUGUGGAUGGUUUGAUUGUGAUGAUGUUCAAGACAAACUCCAUCUUUGAAUAGGACAAGCAAAGGUUCAAGGGCAUCUCUUUUCACUUGCUGACCAUAAUGGAUGGUGUAAAAAUGGAGGGAGAAGAACAGGGAACUCCACUCCGAACGCGAUCUGCAAGGUUAAAAGCUGCUAAUUCAUCUCCUAAUGCAAAGAUUGCUGCUAGUGGUAGUGGUGAUGAUGAGGCAACCCCAAUCAUCGAUGAAGUGGAUCAAAAGACGAGUGGUACUAGAAGAAUAUCAUCUCGUAGAUCCUUGACAAAUGGACUCGGUAUUUCAAACGUUGUCGAGGAAGCGAAAUCACCCACUCCAGACCAAUCGUCAAAGUCAGAAGUCGUACCCGGAAUAUACGAUUUAGAGAUGGAACCAGAAGAUACAGACAUGGAUGCAGAUGAAGAGGAAAGAGACGUGACCAUAAGACCGGAAGACAAAAAGAAGCUCAACAUUGUCAUUCGUGCAUUUGCUCCUGAUCUACUACGGUUACGUACCCAGCAACAAGCAGCCGCAUCUACCUCAAAUCUUGCCAACACACAACCCCAAGACGAUUCUAGAAAGAGAGGCGCAGAGAGAAGAGCAGCUCGAGCAUCGGAUGUCACUUUGGACGAUCUUUUAUCCCAGCCUAAACUGGGAAUCCGUCAAUUACGCGAUCAUCUCAUCAAAUUACGAGCUCCUUUGGUCACACCUACAGCUUUACGCGCUCAUCUAUCUGGUUCACACAUUCUUCCUUCUCGUGAUACAUUAGAGGAUGAUCGGACAAAGCUGAAUACAAUCUCAACCUGUUUAAGUCUAGUGGAAGAGCUAGCCAGAGGUACGGAACGACAGAUAACAGAAGAGACCACAAAUGUUGAUGGAGGCAGAACGGGAGAGUAUGCUCUGCAGAUGCGAUUACCAGGUGGUGAUUACUUUACCAAUGCGGUUUCAAUGUCAGCAAAGGAAGCUGCCGAAAUUGAUCCUGCCUAUGCACGUAUCGUGGACUUCAGUGCAACUCGCUUAGCUCCACGCUCUCAUACCGUGCCCACACUUGGUGAUCGUUUGUAUGAUGCUUUGCGGACUGAUAAAACGCAAGUUGCUCACCCAAUCCUAGGAAUGCCUGUUCGCUACAGGCGCGAAGAUGAAGAGGUGAUCAAACCAGUCUCUCACCUAUACUACGGAUCAUGGUCUUCUUUCGCUCCUACAUACGAUUCUUUUGAUGGUCAAAUGAGCCAUAAAGCCAGCAAUGCUCUCUGGCGAGCAAAACGAGAUGAAGCAGUAGAGAUGCGAAAGCUGGCAGCACGAAAACCGACUCUGUAUGGAGUUGAUGCUCGGGAACAAUUGGAGGAUAUGAUGGACGAAAUGGAAACAGAUUUAGACGCAGAUUUAAUUUUGGACGGAUAUGAUAAUUUGCCAGAUCUAGAUUGGAAGCAAUCUCAAGCGGACAAUAUUGAUGAGAUUUUGACCCGAAAUGCGACAUUAUUGGCAUGCUUGCUAGAUCUACAAGAACAACGCUGGCAUCAGUUGGUGGCUAAAAGUGUGGCCAAUUCAAGAGGGUAUGAAGAAGCACUAGCAAAGCCAGAUGCGAAUGAACAAGCAAUCGCACGAUCUUUGCUUUCUUCCCUUACCAGUCUUCUCUUAGUGCAGCCUAGAAUAAGUGAAUCGAACAACAAGGACGAAGGAGCAGAAGAUGAUGAUGUCAUUCCAUCUACGGGCAAAUUGCAAUCGUUAUCUUCAUCGGCUGCAAUCGACCCUGCUCUGAUGGGUGGAAAGGCAGAGCAAGGCAUCUGGGGAACGUUGGAUAAGACUACAUUUGGUCCAGAGGCAAUGCGCAGACAAGCACUUUCCCGUUCAAUGGUUUCAGCAAGGCCCGUUGCUGCUGUCCGUGAUAAUGAAACAUUACGAUUAUCCAAAGAAACAGAAGAUAAAGCAACAAGUCAAACAAUGUCAUUAGGAGCAACAGUUUUAGGUGCCAAUCGUGAUCGAGGUAAUGGAUUAUUGGAUCGAUUUGCAUCUUCUAGAGGGUAUGUACUUGAAGAUCAUCCACACGAUCGUAAGCCACCCGUCCCGCCUGCUCCGGCUGCUCGACCACCGCCACCUACCCCGCCCGUUGGAGCUCGACCACCGAUCCCAGGACCUCACCAAAACGCAGUCUCGGGACGACCACCAUUCCAAGCGCCACGUCAAGGAAUGCCACAAUUCCAUCCACAUCAAUCCAGAUCAGGCUAUCCGCCUGUUUCGAGCGGCCAUAUGCCUUUUGGCAGACCAUCUCCUUUAGCAUCAAAUGGCUCAAGCGUACGUCCCCCUUCGCAACAAGCAAUGACAACAGCAACAGGAUCACCGUCUUAUCGUUAAUGUAGUAGGAAAAAUAAGAAAAAUUCAAUGUAUACUAUCUCAGUCAAUGUCAUUUUUAGAAAAAAAGUGUCUGGCAAUUGAAAAUUAAAAGAAACACUAACGAACAAGAUAAAGCGUAUCUAAGAAUCUCGAAGCAAUCUCUCCAACAAGAGCUGGUCCGGCUGAACUUGAUCCCAAACCGUAUAAUUGUACCAUUGAGCCUGG
This is a messenger RNA of Meira miltonrushii, 2584 nucleotides long. RefSeq lists its product as uncharacterized. The record is from RefSeq and is a predicted model, not a curated record. The transcript has a single exon. NCBI's taxonomy places the organism in Eukaryota, Fungi, Basidiomycota, Exobasidiomycetes, Exobasidiales, Brachybasidiaceae. Bases 116 to 2380 code for a protein of 754 amino acids.